Molecule: messenger RNA, 3207 nt
Organism: Beauveria bassiana ARSEF 2860
Lineage: Eukaryota; Fungi; Ascomycota; Sordariomycetes; Hypocreales; Cordycipitaceae
Product: ankyrin 2,3/unc44
Exons: 7
Coding region: 1-3207 (1068 amino acids)
Molecular function (GO): protein binding
Source: RefSeq, a predicted model, not a curated record
AUGUCGCGCCCAAAUGAGCCUGUAUGCGCCCGAGAUAUUUUAUCUUGGGACGAGUCCCGCCUGAAUUCCUUCUUGAAAGCGUGCCGCGUCACUGGCAGCCGCGAUCUGGAACUCUCCGACGCGGUGACUGAUGUUGACCGCCUUUCGACUCUCGAGCACUACGAGCUCAAGCUCAAAAUAACCACAUGGGUUCGAGAGCAGAAUGCGUUGACUGAGUCGGCAGGAGAAGAAGAUGCGAGAGCCGAUACGGAGCACACUCGAAAAGAUGAGGAGGGCGACGAAGCUGAGUCUGGACCUACUCCCGGCGGCAAGCACAAGGGCAGGAUGAAGCGAGAAAAAUCUGAAGAAACGUCGCAACCUACCUCGAAGAAGGCGAAAACGGGAGGUCAACAGGCUCGCACUCCGCAGCGCAAAGGAACGAGCAGCCCAUUGACCGCACCCUCGCCACGUCGCAGUCGACGUCUUGCUGCCUUGGCUACUAUAUCGUCGGAUGUUGAAUCAGGGGUAUGUGUGUCGCUCGAAUGCUGCGACGACGACGAGGACUCUUAUAAGCGCCUAUCGAGAUUGCAUUUGGAGCGGGCUGCUGCACUGUUGGCAUUAUUUAAUCUGCAGCGUAAUUGUGCCUUUGUUGAGCUUGGAUAUGCUCAUGGCCAGCACGGCGAGAAUGGAGAGACUGCGCUCACACAAUACCCGACUUGUGCUACCCUUUUAGCGCAGAGGCCACAUUUACCAAAGAUGUUAGGUUGUAAAAAGAGACAAAGUGGUAGAAGAGAGUAUCUGCCACUGGGUCUCUCAGCCGGGACGCAAAACGCUGUGAAGAUGGAUGUCUCGAAACAAGAUCGAUCCCAAGCCGAAUUCGAUCAAAUCUGUUUUGUGCAGUUUGGCUUCCAAAUCGCCGACCGCCUGCAAGACCUGACCGCCAAGCACCCAGGACAAGUGCCCAGGGCGCUGCAAGGCAUAUCGAUGCAUCUGCCGCUGCUGGCCAACUCGCUGUCCAAGAUUAUCAAGUCGGACUCGCGCGUGGGCGCUUUCGACUUUGACACGCGAUGCAUCCUCAAGGGCAUCGUGUCGGGCUGCCUGACCCAGGUCCAGGAAGUCGAGGCCAUGCUGCAAGAGAUUGCCUGCACGCCGGGCGACUCUCUGAAAACCAAGCUGAAAAAAGUCUUGACGAGUGUAAAGUACCAGGAGAAGCUGUCGCGGAUCGAGCGGAACCUCGACACGUACAUUUCUGUCCUGAUUCUGCACCACGUUGUUGAUGCGGCGGAUGCGCCCAAAGACUUGCUCGACGAGACGUAUUACGACGUGCGCGAGAAACUGGCCGACGCCUAUGUCGAGCGCAAAAGUCUCCUCGAGCAGCUUGACGCUCACUUUUAUGACGCGUCUCGCUCACAAGUCACCUCGCCCACGGUUUUGUUGCUCUCUGGUAACAAGGGCGCAGGCAAGACGCAGCUUGCGCUUGGAUACUGCCGAGCCGCCCACGAGCUGCAGCAGUUUCGCACUGUCUUCUGGCUGGACGCCUCUACGCUCGAGAAUCUGAGUCUGGGAUUUGAGCGCAUGUAUGCCGCUGUCAACCAGAAUAUUCAGGGCGCUCGCGCAGAUAAGAUCAAUUUUAUGCGCAAUUUCCUGGAAGAGCUCUGGCACCCCUGGCUACUGGUCCUCGACAACUACGACUCUGCGCUCUUGUACAACGACAUUAUGGACUUUUUACCCAGUCGGGGUACCGGUGCGAUACUGCUGAUUUCCGAGGAAGAGGAAAACGGGCUUGGAAAGGUCCUCUACGUACCAAACUACUUGAGGCCCCAUGAGCAAAGCCGUGUAGACUCGUUGCUGCAAUCUGCAGUUCAAAACAAAGAUUUUGCUGCCAUCAGGGAGGCUGUUGAGCAAGGAGCCGACGUCAACACCAAAAUCUGGGAUCAAUGGCCUUGUAUACACCGCCUUGCCCUUUUUGGCAUGGAAGACGCCGUCAAGUAUCUCGUGGACCAUGGCGCCAAUCUACAAAUUGAUGCCCAAGUUGCUCCGACCCUGCACUGGGCUGCUGUUGAUGGAAGUGAAGGUACAACUCGACUUUUUCUCGACUACGAAGACAAGCAACUCGUCUUUUACUCUCCGGCUACGCAUCAAGCUGCCUUCACCGCAGCUGUUGAGAACGGGCACAUGGACGUCGCACGAAUGCUGCUCCAGAGACGCAAUGUCAGCAUCCACGCGCCCAAUCGAUAUCAGGAAACCGCGCUGGAGAGCGCAGCAGACAAGGGCAAGGUUGAUUUGGUGGAAUUCUUGAUUAGUCAAGGCGCGCUCCGCGACAAUAAGAGGCCAGGUGAGGAAGCUUUGAUCAAGGCAGCGGCCCGUGGACAUUUAGACACGGUGAAAAUACUCUGCCGCAAAGGCAAUGUCAAUGUCAAUGCUCGUCGCGAGUCCGGAGAUACUGCGCUGGUACUGGCAGCUGACUCGGACUACAACGCCACGACGCUUGAAUUGGCGGAAUUUCUGCUGGAGAAUGGCGCACACCCCGACCCGGUUGGCUAUCAAGAUGGCCUGCUUCAUCGGGCCUGUGUCCGGGGUAAACUAGACUUUGUCAAACUGCUCCUGAAGCACAAUGCCGAUCCGACAAUCAUUGGUGCUGGAUACUGUCCCCUUCAGUACGCCCUCAAAUACGAUCAUCCGGAAAUUGUCAAUGUGCUGUUAAACACAGAGAUGCACAAAGCAGAGAAGCGCAAGGCGGCCUGGAUCGACUCUGCUUUGCUAUUUGCGGCUAGGAUAGGCAAGCGCGGAGCUGUCUUGCAGCUCCUCGAGCAAGGCGCCGACAUUGAUGCCCGGCUGGAUGAGGGCCAUUCCCCCACAGGCGCGACGAGCCUUUUACUUGCCAUCCUAGAAAGCCAUGUGCGGACGGCGCAGUUUCUCGUGCGCCGCAAAGCGCGGCAGGACAUUGCAGAUGCGCAAGGACGCUUACCGCUGCCGUCCGCCGUGGCGGGCGGGCACCAUUUGCUCGUGCGAGACUUGAUUCGUGCGGGAGGGGAUGCGAAUAUGACGAGUGGCGAGAAUGGGGAUACUAUGCUGAUGAUUGCUGUCGCGGGCAAGCACGAAAAGGUCGUAGAGGUGCUGCUGGAGAAUGGAGCGGAUGCUGAAUUGGCGAAUAAGUUUGGGGAGAUUGCACUCGAUAUUGCAGAGGAAAAGAAUUUUAAAGAUGUCAUAAAAUUGCUGAAGAAAUGA